Messenger RNA from Xyrauchen texanus (razorback sucker), 2633 nucleotides. RefSeq names its product zinc finger protein 750-like. The record is from RefSeq and is a predicted model, not a curated record. NCBI's taxonomy places the organism in Eukaryota, Metazoa, Chordata, Actinopteri, Cypriniformes, Catostomidae. Gene Ontology annotation, biological process: epidermis development; positive regulation of transcription by RNA polymerase II. Gene Ontology annotation, cellular component: nucleus. Gene Ontology annotation, molecular function: promoter-specific chromatin binding; DNA-binding transcription activator activity, RNA polymerase II-specific; RNA polymerase II cis-regulatory region sequence-specific DNA binding.
CCCCUUCACCUGUUUCACCAGCAGACAGGUUGAGCUAGUCUGACAGAUGAGUUCUUUAGCAGUGCACGUGCUCGCCUCACCUGUCCAGACACCUGAUGAUACUAUUCCAACACACUGAGCAAGGUGGUACUGAGUUGAACAAUUAAAACGACCAUUGGCCUACUCUAUAAGUAAGACCAAUCAACCGUUAAAGGAUCAUCCAUGAAGACUCCAACAGCCAGUUCUGCAGUUCUUCCAUCGGGAUGAGCAUUGCUACGAAAGAACAAAAACCAAAGAAGCCUCACUACAUCACCCAUCCUCCUGGCAACUGCUUCCAGUGCCCCUUUACCUGCAACCAGAAAUCUCACCUGUUCAACCACAUGAAAUACAACUUGUGUAAGAUCUCCAUCAUUUCCAAACAGAGCAGAAGUCCAAAGCACAAUUCCUCCCCAGAAACCAGCCCAGUGGCAAUGGAGAAACCUUCAGAGGCCAAUUGCUCAGUGUAUACCAUUGAUGUUUCGAAAGAAAGAAACUUAGAACAGGACGUGGACAACCCUGAGAUCUCAACGAUUAACGGUCAUGAAGGCAGUGUACCUCUAAAAGAGUUGGUAUCUACAAUGGAGGCAAUUCCAGUGAUCCAGGUGGAGAAGCAAAAGAUUGAACCACCUACCAAAAAUGGGGGUGUUUAUUCUAGUCGUUCAGCUCUAAACCAAAGUGGAUCCUUCGAGAAGAAAAUACAGGACGAAAUGGAUCCACCAAGGUGGCAUUUCUCUGACUCUUCAACUGGGUCAUCAUCUCUGGUCGACUCAAAGGAAAUAGCAUCACCUGUCUGUAAACCAGAGGUUCAUCUUCCACAACCGGUUCCAAGUGUAUUUCAGAGACCUUCAGUCUCAUUUAUGCCAAGCUCUCCAAGUCUCGAACACAAACUAGAGAGUGAGAUGGAUUAUCCGUAUCAUGGAAAUGUCCUUAUAGGGUAUCAUUCUUAUGGCGUUCCCACUCCUUUGCAUCCGCUUUACCACCAAUAUCACCCAUACUUUCUGCCAAGUAACAUUUACAACACUCAACCACAGCUCCAUCAAUAUAUCCUAGAAUCUCACAGAUUCCACCCUUUGUUUCCAAGGCAACAAUUUCCAGCAAAUUCCUUGGCAAGGUCUGAGGAGUAUUUUAGGUACUACCACACAUUUCUGACUCCCAGUUAUGGCCACUACCACCCACAGCAGCAAACUCAUCCUGCAAUGCCCUCCCCUGUUCCGUACCCUGAACCAGCUCAUCCCAUAAUGUAUAUCAACUCUGUAUUUUCAGGACCUGCAAGACAUGAAGCCUCCAAACCCUCAAACAUACCAUAUGAUCCAUUUAACAUGAGGGAAUACUCAUCCGAUCACAGAGAGCAAGAAAAAAAAGUCGAUGGAAAAGAGAUUCAGGUGAGUUCGCAGACUAGACGCUCUGAUAUUGGAUCACCAGACAGACCACACCCCUGCAACGAUUCCCAUAAGCAAUCCCCACAUGGAAGUAGGGAUUCAGCACCAACCUGCCAAUCAAAAGAGAGGGGCGAGGCCACAGGGACAAAUGUGGAAGGUCAGCCACAAGUGGGCAGGAAUAUCUCUGAAAGGUCUAAAUCUGCAUUCAGAGAGUUUGAGAAACAGGGAGAAGAUAGUGCUGAUGUUGAUGUCAUGAUUCCUCUGAACCUGUCUGUGAAGUCAUCGACACCUCCACCAGACAGCCAAUCCCACAACGGUUUGAUCAGAGAUGGCCUCGCUCAGCAGGGGAUUACGGGUGCUGUGACAUCACAAGAGAACGGUUGUUUAAUUGUCGAGGAAGAAACAACAGCUGCGUUCGCUCUCUGCCAACUGGCCCAGUCUGGUGUUUCAGACCUGUGCAGAAACUCAAACAUCAGAUGUUUUUCUGAUUCAAGAACCAGUCAUGACCAAGAAACCGUCCAUCUUCAGAAUCCUGCAUCUGAUGAAUCCGAUCAAAGGAACACCACAGAAGCAUCUGCCUCUGAUCGAGUUACUCUCAGUUCCACAGAAACAAACACAGACUCGACUUCUGAUGCCGCUGAAGUCUCCGCCUCCAAAUCAAGAGUUCAACGUCAAACAUGGACUAAAACAAGAGGAAAACGCAGCACAACAAGAAAGCGAAGAAGCAGCACCAGUAGCCGCAAUCUGAGGAAGAAAAUGAGACUUUAAUGUCACAAAAACUUAAUGGAAAUCACAUAUAAAAACGAUGUUUGCAAACGUUUCUGUAAAAUGUAUUUGUGUGAACACCAUUAAUGAAACCUUCCAGAAAAAGUGAGGUUUUGCAAUAUAUUGAAACACAUUAGUUUACUCAUAUGUGACACGAAACACAUAUUGAAGAUUCAAAUGAACCAAUAAUGACUUUUUACAAAUGAAUAAAACACCGAGCAGGAAAUCUUAUGUUCAUAAGGUUGCAUGUUUGCAUAUUUCAUAACUGUCAUUGUUUAUUUGAAGUGGUUUGAAAUGUCGGUUUAAUUAAAGGUGAUGCUUGUGAUCUCAGACCUUUUUCUAACUUGGAAUUUUGCUGCAUGACCUCCCUCCAAAACCCCUCCCUCCAAAGACAUGUCAGCCAACCCUGAAUGUGCGAAAUGAUUGACAUGCUGAGAGAGAGUUUCUACAUUUGAUCCACGGCAUUAAAAA